Misgurnus anguillicaudatus (oriental weatherfish) is the source of this 4509-nucleotide messenger RNA. RefSeq names its product purinergic receptor P2Y1 (gene p2ry1). Gene Ontology annotation, biological process: platelet activation; relaxation of muscle; phospholipase C-activating G protein-coupled receptor signaling pathway. Gene Ontology annotation, cellular component: plasma membrane. The record is from RefSeq and is a predicted model, not a curated record. Lineage: Eukaryota; Metazoa; Chordata; Actinopteri; Cypriniformes; Cobitidae. Gene Ontology annotation, molecular function: G protein-coupled ATP receptor activity; ATP binding; G protein-coupled ADP receptor activity.
AUUCGAGCAUUGGUUCCUACAGCAGAACAUUUGACACAGUGCGUCUCGCGCCCGCUGUUGUUAGUGCGAGGCAGUUGGCAUAACUUGUCAGGAACGCGCGCAUAUCCAUGAACUUAGACAUUUCUCUGGCGGGAAAGUGAUUUCACGUGCAUGCUGCUGUUUAUUCCAAGUCAAUUCACUGGAGGAAUGUGGGAAUGUGGCGUAAAGGCGCGUCUUGACGCUCCCAUUGAAACAAGUGGAGUGCGCACAAGAGGUUACCAAAUAAUGCAUGUGUUAUUGAUUGACGGAUCUGUCCACGCUCCCGCGCAACCAUCAUUUCUCUUUUCAUAGAUUCCAUACCUGCUUAUUCUUGACUUUGACAAAAUGACUGUGGAGUUAAAUAACUUGACGUCACUCUUGAAUAAUGUGACCGAGCUUCAAAACCAUACGAGAGGAUGCUCGUUAACCAAAACUGGUUUUCAGUUUUACUACUUACCAACCGUGUACAUUAUCGUGUUCAUCACGGGAUUUAUUGGUAACAGUUUGGCCAUAUGGAUGUUCGUGUGUCACAUGAGGCCAUGGAGUAGCAUCUCCGUGUAUAUGUUCAAUUUGGCGCUUGCGGAUUUUUGUUACAUACUCUCGCUUCCUUUUCUCAUUAUAUAUUACUUUAAUAAAACGGACUGGAUAUUUGGAGACGUACUAUGCAGACUGCAAAGGUUUAUUUUCCACGUGAAUCUCUACGGGAGCAUCUUGUUCCUGACGUGCAUCAGCGUGCACAGGUAUACCGGCGUGGUCCAUCCUUUGAAAUCACUGGGAAGGCUCAAGAAGAAAAACGCGGUGCGCACGGUCGCUCUCGUGUGGCUCGUUGUAGUGCUUGGAAUCUCUCCGAUCCUCUAUUACUCGCGCACGGGUCCCAAGAAAGGAUACACGACUUGCUACGACACCACGACGGAGGACGAGCUGCCCGGUUACUUUGUAUACAGUAUGUGCAUGACAGUGUUUGGCUUCUGCAUCCCGUUUCUUAUAAUCCUGUGCUGUUAUGGAGGUAUCGUCAAGGCGCUCAUUUACAACGACAUGGACAAUGCCCCACUGAGGAAGAAAUCCAUUUACCUGGUCAUCAUCGUUCUCACAGUGUUUGCCGUCUCCUAUUUGCCCUUUCAUGUCAUGAAGAACCUGAACAUGAGGGCUCGGCUGUACUUCCAGAGUCCAGACAUGUGCAGUUUUAAUAAUAGAGUGUAUGCCACUUACCAGGUGACAAGGGGCCUGGCCAGCCUUAAUAGCUGUGUGGACCCUAUUCUAUAUUUCCUGGCUGGGGACACAUUUAGACGCAAGCUCUCCAGAGUCACCAAAAAGGCCUCCAGAAAAGGAGAUUAUCCUAUCCAGUCCAAGAGCGAGGAGACGGCGCUUAACAGCCUCCCAGAGUACGUCCAGAAUGGGGACAAUGGUGCCUAAAAGUGUUUAGAGAAACGUGUUUUACAUGAAAUGCCAUCUGUAAUACCUGUGUAUUGUGAAUUAAAAACAUUCCCUUAGAUUGAUGGGAUUCUUUAUAGAUUUAAAAUGUGACUCUGCCUGUGAAAACCAGGCUAAAGUUUCAUAUGAGAUAAUAAGCAUAAAAGUUUGAAAGUUUUAUUUCAACCAUUAAAUUUCCCCGUGAUUUCAAUCUUUUACAUUGCCGUAUUCAGUCAAUAUUAAAGAUGUCAAGGAUGUCUGUUUUACAGAAAGUUCUUUUCAUUAUAUAUGAUGAUUUUACGUAUAAAACAGUAAAUCACGACUAGCUGCGUUCUCACAGACAGGGUCACACAUAUUAGAAAUCAAUGUACUGUACUCUUGUCAGUGUUACUCAUUUAUUACUUUUGCAGAGUAUGUUAUUUCAUCAGCGUGAUUUUUUGUGAAAAAAAAAUGAAACAAAACUGACUGCUGUGUAACUUCAAAACUAAAACUGAACAAAUGAAUGAGCUAUAUAUCACUAACCAACUGUUUAAUUUAAUAUUGACAAUUAGAUUAAAAACAAUAAGCACUGUUUCCUAUUUGAGAAUGCUUGAAUGACACACAGCACAUAUUAGUCCCUGUGUUGUGUUGGUUCUCAGUGAAUAGUUAAGAUGCACUAUAGGUUAAAAAUAAAUAACUGUGUAAUUGUCUACCUGUGGACUAGUACAUUUAAGGCAUCCAGGUUUCUUCUGACUUAGAUGUAUUUAUUUAGAUUAUUGCGCUGUUACUGUAUGAAUGUAAUGUUUAGAUCAUGUGGAUUUCAGCCUAUUAUGAAGGGACUAUUAUAUUCAAAUGAUCUGUAUAAACUAUGUAAAUAUUGUAACGGAGAGCAGGGCACAACAUCACGCUUUUUGGUUUUGGCUCAAUCAUUAAAAAACAUUGAAGUAAGAUUAAUCAUAUUUUUACAUAAGCACCACACACAUCUCUACUACAAAUGAAUACAUUAAUUUUAGUCCUGGACUAGACUUAAAGGAAUAGUUCACCCAAAAAGGAAAAUUCAUUCAAUAAUUACUCUUAUGUUGUUACAAACCUGUAUCAAUUUCUUUGUUCUGAUGAACACGAAGGAAGAUAUUUUGAGGUAUGUUUGUAACCAAACCAUUCAUGAGCCCCACUCACUUUCAUAGUAUUAUUUUUCCUAAUAUGUAAGUGAAUGGGGCUCAUGGUACAACCAGACUCUCGUACAUUCAUUUAAUUUGUACAGAGAGUCUGGCAACGCUCCAUUGCAAAGCGUUACUUCCGUUAUGGAGGGUCCUCUGUUGAAGUUAAAAACUAUUGGAUCUGCCCAGAGUCUCUCAGAAUCUGCCAUAGCCAAUCGCUAACGUGUAGUCGUGACAUAUAUCAUGUGCCGAAACCGUCCGGAAACAAGAAGUCCGAAAGAUCAGACCAACAAAACUUAGCAAACAUUGUUCUUGCUCCGGCUUUAACUUUUGUAUAUUCGGCAGUGUUUGCAACAACGGACCGAAUAGCUUUUCUCACGUCUUUCUCCGCUGCCAUUACUGACUUACAACUCAAACUGACGCACAACCUCAACGUCAUCGUUUUUAGCCAUCUCCCUCUGUUCGCUGAUUGGACCUGCAGAUUUUUGCAGGAGAAAACGAAACUCUACAGGGCAGUCCCAGACGUAGUGCUGAAGCGAAAUGAAAAUUAAGCGGAAGCACGUAGGAGGGCGGAGUCAGGCUAGCUCAUGAUGUGCUUUAUUUACAAACAUUCCUCAAAAUAUCUUCCGUCAUGUUCAUCAGAACAAAGAAAUUGAUACAGGUUUGUAACAACAUAAGAGUGAGUAAAUUAUGUCAGAAUUUUCACUUUUGGGUGAACUAUCCCUUUAAGCCCUGUCCGGGAAACCGCCCCGUAAAGUUUUUUUGUAGAACCUACACUCUUAGAACGAAUGUGUUAAAAACAACACAUUAGUGUUGAUUGUGGGACGACACACUAAAUGUGUUGUCCCAGAAUUCACCCAUCACUGUGUUAUUAUUGAAACAACACAUUUUGUGUUACUUUUAACACAACUUGCGUUAUAUUUUAACACAAAUUCAACACAAAAUGACACAUAAUGUGUUAAAAUUACACAUUAUGUGUUAAAAUCUUAACGCACAAAGAUGUGUAAAAAAUUAACACAUCCUUUCUAAGAGUGUACCAUUCUUAUACAAUUACACUGAAGGUGACAAAAGUGCAAAUGUUACAACUUACUCAAAAUGUUGGGUUUAAUAGUAACAGACAGAUGGUUUGUUGUAACACUUGCUAGAAAAUUGUAUUUAAACACAAAUAAUUCAAGACUAUUCUGUCUAGCGUAUAUCCACUUAUAGGCCUACAUCCAUCCCUUACUCUUUAUCCAAGCAUCCUUCCAUUAUGCAUCCAUGCAUGUUGACAUAUAUUUUUUGAAAGGGCCACACAAUUGCCUAGAACGCAGGUAAAUGCUUCUUUAAGCGCUUUUAUAUUUAAAUAAACCUGCAAAUUUACUAGGAAAUGACGCAAUUUACGUGUAUAUUUACAGCUGGUCUAUUCGCACUGGAUUAGUAUUACCUGAGGUAAUUUCUCCUGACCUUUUUACAGAAGGUAAAACUCGUCGUAAUCUUUACUGACAUUGUCUGUAAUGAUUACUGACAUGGAGCAUUCAGACUGGACUAAAAUCACUGAGAAGCUCUGAUAAAAAUUGCUUUACCCCACCUCCCUAUGUAAAACUAAUCCCGUCCGAAUAGUACUAUAGUUGUAACACAGGAAAAACUGCUGUGUAAAAAUGUUUUUGAUCUCAACUAACAGUUAUGAAUUGUUGACAUGUUUUAAAAUGGUGUUUUAAGUAAAUAUAUAAUAUAGAUAUCUACUUUCAUGGCUCCAAAACACUCUUUGUCUAGUAUCCUAACAAAAACGCAUAAAACUUCACAAAUUUACAGGAGAUUGUCUUCUAGAGAAAAAGACCAAAAGCACAGAUUGUUCAGCCCUGUGUAACUAUGUAAAAUAGCGUUACGUUGUGCCACGCUCUCCCAUAUUUCAUCUUAAUGUCCUGUGGCAUUGUGGCAAAAAAUACAAAGACCUAUCUGUAAAAUU